Botrytis byssoidea is the source of this 2313-nucleotide messenger RNA. RefSeq lists its product as uncharacterized. Gene Ontology annotation, molecular function: GTPase regulator activity. The transcript has 6 exons. The record is from RefSeq and is a predicted model, not a curated record. Gene Ontology annotation, cellular component: nucleus; cytoplasm. The coding region runs from base 1 to 2313 and encodes 770 amino acids. Lineage: Eukaryota; Fungi; Ascomycota; Leotiomycetes; Helotiales; Sclerotiniaceae.
AUGGACUUCUUCUUGGGCAAGGUCACCCAGCAUGCUGUAAACUAUGCCAUUAGGUCUGGAAUCGGUGUGACUGCUUCCUUUGCCAUAAGACAAAUUCCAAGAAUCUUGAAGACCGUGGAUAAUAAUGCCGAUUAUCGAGAGCUUCAUGAAUUACAAGAGAGACUCAAUAGUAAAAUCAAAAUCGUAUCACCGGCUAUUGAUAUGAUAGAGCUUAUUGCCGCGAGAGGAAACACCACUUUAGAGUCAGCUGUAUCUUUAACCAAAUCACUUCGAUGGGAUAUUCAAUCUCUUGGUAUGAGGUUAGCAAAAGCUGCAAGUGCUGCAGAAGUUUCACUUCGGAAUAAAACCAAAGCAAAAACACAAGCUGCUCAUGAGACUGAGAUUCGAGAGAUCCUCAGAGAUAUUAAGAAGCUCUUAAUGAAAAUCGAGGACGCUGUUCCACUCAUUAAUUUAGCCAUCACCACUUCCGGAGCGAACCUCUCAACAACACUUCCAGCUACUGUAUCACCGUCCAGAUUAUUACAAGCAAGUAAUCUUCUUACUGCUGCAGAUCAUCAAUACUCCAGGAAUCCAAAUAGACCAGUACAAGUUGGAACAACACUUACUCUCUCUUUGUAUAUGUUAUUUGCCGGACAUGCUUAUCGAGCUCAUGAUGAAGAGGGUAUGAGAGAAACUACUUGGAAAGAAGUCAUACAUAAAGCCAAAGUCAGACUUUUACGUGUACCUCUCAAAUCUACAUAUGGACCAUCUGGACAAUUACACCACUCUAAAGAGGCCCGAGAUUAUUUGACUGCGAAAGAUUCUUCCUUGAUUAGUGGCGAAGGUAAAGCAACGGAAUACGCAUAUCAGCUUGAAAUAAUCGAGGAUUUUGAUGAUGAUCGGGUUCACACAUUUGAGGAAGGAGAACCACAACCUGGACCAUAUGAAGAUGUCAAAUUGGCGGGUAUUCGAGAAUACUUACCAAUUCAUCAGAUAUCCAAGAUAUUCUAUGCAGAUACUGGCAAAAUACUAAAUAUCGGUAAUCAGGAUGAAACAAAUAGUCCUGUUUUACUAUUGAAGCGAGAUAUUAAUGCUAUGCCACCAAGAAGAAUGAUGGAGGGGCAGGAGACACAAAAUGAAUGGUACGAUGAUGGUGAAGAUAUAACUCCAGAGGAAUUUUCAGAACCGAACGAAGAAAGGCUAAAACGAGAGGAUGAAGAGGAUGAUGAAUUUGAUAUCGAUGAGCAACUUCGACGAGAAAGUAUGGCACCAGAAUCACCAUCAAAGGAAACUAUAGAAAUGCCACAAGAGACAAACACAACAUGGCGACUUCCUCAUGAUCUCGACCCAGAAUGGCUUGCCUUGGAAGUAUAUACUGAGGCUGAAGAUUCAGAAUCUGAAGAAGAGUUCGAGUCUGAAUCAAAUGGAGAUUCUUCAUAUAGUCGACCAAAUACUUCAGCUGAACAAAUCUCUACUAACGAUCUAACCACGAAUCUAUCAAAUCUCAAAAUAUCCUCUCCAGCUCCAGCUACUCCCUCAAAAGAAACCCAUCUUCUACCACGCCCUAUAUCUCCCAUGCCUCUCUCAUUUAACCGCUUCGAGUCUCCUACUCAACCACUGCAAAUCGACAUUAAUCUUCGCUCUUCUCUUUCUCUUCUCGAGAUGCUUAUACGGCUUACUGCACUUCAACAAUUUCAGCAAUCCACUCAUCUAUCCGUUCCAGAUGAAUUCCUAACUUUCUUCCUUCAUGAAUCAUCUACAACUGGUGCCGGUGGUAAUGAUUCGGAACGUAAACGAACAAGAGCGAUGGCGAGAAAGAAAGUAGGAUUUGAUCCUUAUGAUGAGAGUCCCGUUAAAAGACAUGGUGAGGCUUAUCAACCUGGUUAUGAAGAAGAUGGAAAUGAUAGAUAUUCGAGAGGAGGAACACCUUGGGAUGAAAAUCUACCAUUGACACCAAAAUGGACAAGGGAAAGAAGUUCUACACCACAAAGAUCAAUGGCCUCACCUAUUAGAUCUGGAUAUGAAAGCGAUGUAAGACAAAGUCGAGAAAUGUUUUCUUCUCCACUACCUUCAUCACCAAUAUCACCUUAUAGAUCGAAUUCUCAACCGCAAUUUCGUCAAAGACGGGAACACGGAAAUGAUUAUAGAGGAAAUGGAGUAGGUGGGAAAAGUAAUGGAGGACCGUUGGAAAGAGUUUACAAGGAAAGGGGAGGUGGUACUUCAAGUGCGAGAGCAAGUCCUUUGGGGAAAGGAGGAAGUUUAGAGAUGAGUCCGACUCCUGAAAGUUCUAAAUUGGUAGCUAGUAUUGAAGGGGUCGGAGAAGAUGGGGAAUAA